This is a messenger RNA of Bolinopsis microptera, 1511 nucleotides long. Its product is annotated as stomatin-like. Lineage: Eukaryota; Metazoa; Ctenophora; Tentaculata; Lobata; Bolinopsidae. The record is from RefSeq and is a predicted model, not a curated record. The coding region runs from base 33 to 956 and encodes 307 amino acids. The transcript is spliced from 10 exons. Gene Ontology annotation, cellular component: plasma membrane.
AAAUAAUUUGAGCAAUAGGUAUCUCACGCAAUAUGGUAGAUGCGGAGAAAGGUCCCGGCCCUUCUAAUGCACAUCAACAAAAGAGCAGCAACAAUAACAAUUACGAAGCGAUAGGAAUGGAAGCCGUCCCAAAUGGCAAUUCUAAAUCCACGGCCCGCUUGAUAACUGAACAUGAACAACACGAUGUGGGCUUCUGUGGCGCUAUUCUCAUAGGGAUUAGUAUACUUCUCUGUAUCUGCUUCUUCCCUCUUGCACCUUUCUUCAUCAUCAAGGUGGUAGCACAGUACGAGAAAGCAGUAAUAUUGAGACUGGGAUGUAUCAGAAAGGGUGGAGCAGCAGGACCUGGUCUCUUCUUCUUCCUGCCUUGUGUAGAUGAGAUUCACGUUGUGGACAUGAGAACCAUUUCAUUUGAUGUUCCCCCACAAGAGAUUCUGACAAAGGACAGUGUAACAGUGACAGUUGAUGCAGUCGUCUACUUCCGUAUCCAGGACGCCGUCUCCUCCGUCUGUAACGUGGACAAUGUCAAGACUGCCACCAGAUUGCUUGCACAGACCACCCUCAGGAACAUGUUGGGAACCAAAUCUCUGUCCGAGAUUCUAUCAGAGAGAGAGGAGAUUUCCAACAGUAUGCAGCAAACUCUUGAUGUGGCGACCGAUCCAUGGGGUGUAUUAGUUGAGCGGGUUGAAGUGAAGGACGUCAGACUGCCACAGAAUCUCCAAAGAGCCAUGGCUGCCGAGGCUGAAGCUCACAGGGAUGCCAAGGCUAAGGUUAUUGCUGCUGAGGGAGAACUGAACGCCUCCAAAGCACUGAAGGAAGCUGCUGAUGUUAUCGCUGAGUCCCCCGCUGCCCUCCAACUGAGAUACCUGCAGACUCUGAGCGCCAUCGCUGCCGAGCGUAACUCAACCAUCCUCUUCCCAAUGCCAAUUGACAUGAUGAAGGCUUUCGCUGGAAGGUAAUCAAAGAACUAUCAUGAGACUGAUCAAAGAUUUAAAUGUUUCUCAAAAUUUUGUCUUCAAGGAACAGAUUUUAGUUUUGUUAAUUGUGUUGUGACUUAGCUUAGUCUAAUGUACCGUAUAAUCGGACAAGGCAGAUAUUUAAUAGAAUGAUUAAAUGAAGCUAAUUAGUUAAUUACAAAGCUAGUUGAUUAUGUUAGGAUCAUUUUUGUUGUUGCAUGUGUUAGCUAAUUGUUCAUAAUUUGAUAGUGCUGUCAGAGAGAUCAUUUUGUAUCGAAACCUUUUACAUGGACCCCUUUUCUUGGACCCUCAAUUGGUGUACUUUUUAAAAUAUUUUAGGAAAAUGUUUUGUUUCUUUACAUUUUGGACGAAAGUUAUAAAAUCGUGUUAUACUUUACUUUUUGCCUCUUUGUCGGUAUAUAACUGGAAGGUUUUAUCCCAGAUUAUAGAACUUUCAUGAUCAUGACAAUCUUAUUUCGAUGAUCUCAUUCUUCCAUCUAAAUGUGCUGUUAUGCUAACAGUUAAUACAUUUCUAGUUUAUACUUCUCUAAAAAUAAA